GUUGUAUAUGCCAGAAAAUGGAUGCGAUACAUAUAUCUCAUGAAACACCAAUUGUGAAUAUAGAGGACAUAAUCUCGGCCGCAGAAGUAAAAGAUGAACAGAAAUUUAAAUCAACAGAAGUAAAUAAAUUGAUCCAACCUCAAUUUGAUGUUAGAAACCUUUUAUUAACUGACAUAAAUAUUGUGGAAAAAAGUAGCUUCAAAAACAAGAAAGAUGAAAUUCUACGUGACAAUGCUCGUGACAACACGCAAUUUCUUUUGAAUUGCAUCUGGAAGCUGCCAGUUGAAAAGUGUGACAAUGUUGUUUUGGUACAGCUUCCAGAAGCAACAACUGUUCUUCCACGAGAAAAGCAGAUUCCCAAACCAAAGCCAUUAACGAAAUGGCAAGAGUUUGCAAAAAAAAAGGGAUAUCGCAAACGCGGAAAGAUGGUAUGGGAUGCUUCCACCAAAUCAUGGCAGCCACGUUGGGGAUUUAAACGUGCAAAAGAUGACACAAAGGAAUGGCUAAUAGAAGUGCCUGCCAAUGCAAACCCUUAUGAAGACCAGUUUUUAAAACGUGAAAAAGACAAAAAAGAACGAGUGGCGAAGAACGAAUAUCAAUGUCUGAGAAACAUGAGUCGUUCUCAGAAAUUUAACAAUAUAGCUGGACCAAAUCUCCUGGCUAGUGAUACCACUGCGCCGCAUCAGUGUAUGUAUUAG
Molecule: messenger RNA, 698 nt
Organism: Xenia sp. Carnegie-2017
Lineage: Eukaryota; Metazoa; Cnidaria; Anthozoa; Malacalcyonacea; Xeniidae
Product: ribosome biogenesis regulatory protein homolog
Exons: 9
Coding region: 18-698 (226 amino acids)
Biological process (GO): endonucleolytic cleavage in ITS1 to separate SSU-rRNA from 5.8S rRNA and LSU-rRNA from tricistronic rRNA transcript (SSU-rRNA, 5.8S rRNA, LSU-rRNA); ribosome biogenesis; ribosomal large subunit export from nucleus
Cellular component (GO): nucleolus; nucleus; preribosome, large subunit precursor
Molecular function (GO): protein binding
Source: RefSeq, a predicted model, not a curated record